This is a messenger RNA of Terrapene triunguis (Three-toed box turtle), 1183 nucleotides long. Its product is annotated as phosphatidylinositol 4,5-bisphosphate 3-kinase catalytic subunit alpha isoform-like. Gene Ontology annotation, cellular component: phosphatidylinositol 3-kinase complex, class IA; phosphatidylinositol 3-kinase complex, class IB; cytoplasm. NCBI's taxonomy places the organism in Eukaryota, Metazoa, Chordata, Testudines, Emydidae. Bases 54 to 779 code for a protein of 241 amino acids. Gene Ontology annotation, biological process: cell migration; phosphatidylinositol 3-kinase/protein kinase B signal transduction; phosphatidylinositol-mediated signaling. The transcript has 4 exons. The record is from RefSeq and is a predicted model, not a curated record. Gene Ontology annotation, molecular function: 1-phosphatidylinositol-3-kinase activity; 1-phosphatidylinositol-4-phosphate 3-kinase activity.
UCCGCGCCGGGCGAGGGGGGUCCCUGCCUAAUCCUCCCUCCUCUGCCCUCAGGAUGCUGCCCUACGGCUGCCUGUCCAUCGGGGACUGCGUGGGGCUGAUCGAGGUGGUGAAGAGCUCGCACACCAUCAUGCAGAUCCAGUGCAAGGGCGGCCUGAAGGGGGCGCUCCAGUUUAACAGCCACACCCUGCACCACUGGCUGAAGGACAAGAACAAGGGGGACAGUUACGACAACGCCAUCGACCUGUUCACCCGCUCGUGCGCCGGGUACUGCGUGGCCACCUUCAUCCUGGGAAUCGGCGACCGGCACAACAGCAACAUCAUGGUGAAGGACGACGGGCAGCUCUUCCACAUCGACUUCGGCCACUUCCUGGAUCACAAGAAGAAGAAAUUUGGCUACAAGCGGGAGCGGGUUCCCUUCGUCCUCACGCAGGACUUCCUGCUCGUCAUCAGCAAAGGGGUGCAGGAGAGCACCAAGACCAAGGAGUUCGAGAGGUUCCAGGAGAUGUGCUACGCAGCGUACCUUGCCAUCAGGCAACACGCCAACCUGCUGAUCAGCCUGUUCUCGCUGAUGCUGAGCUCGGGGCUGCCGGAGCUGCAGUCGUUUGACGACAUCGCCUACCUGCGCAAGACGCUGGCGCUCGACAAGGCUGAGCCAGAGGCGCUCGAGUACUUCACGAAGCAGAUGAAUGAGGCCCACCACGGCGGCUGGACCACCAAGAUGGACUGGAUCUUCCACACCAUCCGCCACAUGCCCCUGAGCGAGGCCGGGCACGACUGAGGGCCCCCGCCCACUGCUCCAGGCCCCACCCACCGCUCUAGGUCCCGCCCUUUCCUCCUGGUCAGUGUGGCUGAAACUGUGUCCGUAAGCCCCUCCCAUCCCGGAGGGGGCUGGACCAUGAGCGACACAGGGGCGGGGGGCAGGGUCUCUCCCCCUUGGGGGGGCAUGUCCCAGGAGCACAGGCCCUGCCCUCCUUGCUCAGGCUCUCUUGCUCCUCCCCCUAAGCCCCGCCCCCUUGGGAAGAACCCCCUCCCAUCCUGGGGUGGGGGGUGGGCAUAGAGUCUCAGGCCCAUGACACGCAGAGGGUGUGGCCAAGCACUGAAGCCCCUCCCCCUAGGGCGGGGCCUGAGAGAGGGGAGCCGGGACAUGUGCCCCUCCCCCUUCUGGGUGCAUCCAGGUGAGGG